AUGGAACAAAUACUUCCGCAGCAGCCUUCGACGAUUAUACUCCCCUGCACAUGCGCAUCAUCGCCCUUUGACCACCCAAAAGCUGACAUUAUCCUGCGGUCCUCAGAUAGGGUCAAUUUCCGUGUCUUCAAGCUUUUCCUCGCCCUCGCCUCCCCGCUCUUCGAGACUAUGUUUGAACUUCCCCAACCAGCAGUUGAGACGAAUGACAAUACGAAGGAUGGUCUCCCUGUCAUUUCCAUGCAGGAAAAUAGAAAAACACUAGACACUUUCCUCAGAUUCUGCUACCCCUCCACACUGGCAGAAGAUCCCUCGCUUGAGAGCCUGACAGACAUCAAAGCUAUUCUCGGGGUUGCGAGGAAGUAUUCGCUGGACCUGAUAGAGAAAAGGGUCUGUCAGGCUCUAGCUAAUCCCAAGGUCCUCGAGGCAGAGCCUCUUCGCUGCUUCGCAAUCGCCCGUAACGCACGGCUCAAGCAUGAAACUAUCACUGCUGCCAGAUACACCCUACGACAGCCCUUGAUCCCCGCAUGGUUCCCAGAGAUCGAAAUGAUCACCUCGUCUGACCUUCUCACUUUGCUCACGUACCACAAGAAGUGUAGCAUCGCAGUAGCAUCAUUGUCGCUCAACUUGGAUUGGGUAAAGAACCAUUAUGGCAAUUUAAAUGGCGGUGAUUGGUCAGGACCUGACUGCAAAUGCGCACGAAAAUCCCAACUCACUGGCACCAUAUUUGGGCCACACACUCCGCUUCCUUCAAAGACUACCUACAUGAAGGAAAUAUUUGACUUAUUGAAGGACACUCCUUCUGGCGCGAUCGUGAAAUUGGAGGCAGGAAAGACGAUACAGAAAGUCAGGAGUGAGGGCUGUGAUACUUGCUCUGCUAGGGUUAAGACGUGCAUGGACGAGUUUAGCGACUUGCUCGCCCUCAACGUCGACAAGGCAACGGCUUCGAUUAACCUAGAUAUUGACCGUGACUUCAGACUGCCAGUGUUGCCUGUCAUGGGUACCGGCAACCGCGCGCCCACAAAACCAACUCAACCUUUUACGUUCAAGUAG
Messenger RNA from Suillus bovinus, 1050 nucleotides. RefSeq lists its product as uncharacterized. Lineage: Eukaryota; Fungi; Basidiomycota; Agaricomycetes; Boletales; Suillaceae. Gene Ontology annotation, molecular function: protein binding. The transcript is spliced from 2 exons. The coding region runs from base 1 to 1050 and encodes 349 amino acids. The record is from RefSeq and is a predicted model, not a curated record.